This is a messenger RNA of Mytilus californianus (California mussel), 2222 nucleotides long. RefSeq lists its product as uncharacterized. The record is from RefSeq and is a predicted model, not a curated record. The coding region runs from base 41 to 1633 and encodes 530 amino acids. The transcript has 2 exons. Lineage: Eukaryota; Metazoa; Mollusca; Bivalvia; Mytilida; Mytilidae.
AUCUGGUACCGACGGUGUUAAGAAAGCGUCUACACCACGGAUGUCAGGUACCGACGAUGUUAAGAAAGCGUCUACACCACGGAAAUCUGGUACAGAUGGCGUUAAGACAUCGUCUUCACCAUGGAUGUCUGGUACUGACAGCAUUAAGACAGCGUCUACACCAAAAAUUCUGAGCUGUAAUCAAUUUCGACCGUUCACAGUAAGAUGGUUCUUGAAUGGUACUAUCCAAGUGGAGAAAAGCAGUAAAAUUGUAUUGAAAUGGACUGAUCCAUUCCCAAUAUCUGUUCAUGGCUUAGGUAUUAUGACGUCAUUUGGUUCAACAGGAUCCUGGAUACUGGAACGAAAUGAAGACAAAUUCUCAAAGUCAAAAUUUGGAACAACAGCCAAUCCUACAGCAACAGUCAGUACUUCUACAACAAUUAUUUCUAAACCAAUAGAAAUUCAUACACAAACAGCAAUUUCAACAACUACAGCCAUUCCUGAAACAACCAAUCGUAAAAUAACAACCAUACCUACAGCCAUAGCCAUUUCAUCGACAAGUACGUUUACAACAACAACAUCAACCGAUCUUAAAUCGGCAAUCAUUUCUACACUAACAACCAUUCCAAAAACAACAGUCAGUCAUAAACAACAAACCAUUCAGACAGUAAAUCUAUUCCAAAGACAACGACGAGUACGAAAAAAGAGGGUCAUAUCUCUACAAAUAAAUAUAGGACCAAUUCCUACAACAAAAAUUCCUUCAACAACAAAAAUUCCAUCACCUAAACCAAUCCCACCAACAACAACAAUCCCAUCAACAACAACAAUUUCUACAACAACAAGAACAAUCCCAUCAACAACAACAAUUCCAUCAACAACAACAAUCCCAUCAACAACAACAAGUUCUACAACUACAACAACAAUCCCAUCAACAACAACAAGUUCUACAACUACAACAACAACAAGUUCUACAACUACAACAACAAUCCCAACAACAACAAGUUCUACAACUACAACAACAAUCCCAACAACAACAACAAUUCCACCAACAACAAUCCCAACAACAACAACAAGUUCUACAACUACAACAACAAUCCCAACAACAACAACAAUUCCACCAACAACAAUCCCAACAACAACAACAAGUUCUACAACUACAACAACAAUCCCAUCAACAACAACAAGUUAUACAACUACAACAACAAUCCCAACAACAACAACAAUUCCACCAACAACAAUCCCAACAACAACAACAAGUUCUACAACUACAACAACAAUCCCAACAACAACAACAACAAUUCCACCAACAACAACAAUCCCAUCAACAGCAGCAAUCCUAUCAACAACCACUAUUCCAACAGAUCAUAGCUCAACAUCUUCUACUACAACUUGUACAUGCACAUGCAAACAACAACAACAUAAUUAUACUCUUCACGAAUUGCAACAAUUCUUAGCACCACAGUUAGAUGAAAUUAGAAAUGAUAUGAUGGUAGAUGUCACCAGUUUGUCUAGGGCGAUACGUAAACGGACAAGCGCUCCCGAUGACCGUACGUCAGCGAAAAGAUUAGGAAUGAUUGGUGUAGCUGUAAUCACUAUAGUAAUAGGAUGCGUUGUACUUAGUGAUAUUUCUUCCGCGGUAAUGACAAUCAGAUAGAUUAAAAUCAUAUCGUAUGUAUUUUCUGUUGUUGUGUUGCUGUCUGAUGGACGUAUAUUCAAUAUCUCCUUCAUUUUAAUUGCGCAUGUAGUAGAUACAAAACGUUAUAUUUCUCCUUUUUCUGUAUUUGGAAUGAUAAUUCGAUGACUAAUGAGAAACAGAAUAGUAACUCUCUACGGAUGAGACACAAGGUAAACAAAUUAAGUGCCAGUCUUUGUAAGAAUCGGGCAAUUUAGAAAAAAAUCAAAACAUGGGCGAAAAAACACACCAACCUAACCACCCUAUUUUGAAGGUACCCUCAUCCUGAGUUUGAAAUGGUAGGUCUUUCGUUUCUGCGUGUCUGGUAAUUCGAGAAAUAUCUAGAUAAAUAAUGGUGAGAAUGAUAGCAAAUUACGGAGUUAUCUCCCCCUAAUUGUUAUUUUCUAGUGCAUUUCAACCAAAUUAUAUCUUGAAUUACCAGAACAGGGAAAGUAAACGAAUGUUAUAUUCAUGCACCAUUAUACAUUCUGAACUUGAAUAAACGUAAAGCUGAGUGGGUUUUGUGUUUGUCAUGUUUUCAUCACUGCCUGAUUCUUAGGCAGAUUGGUAC